ACGAAUAAAAAUGUCUUGAUUGUCUUUGGUAGUAUUAAAGAUACCAACGAAAGAUUUGAUUUCAGUGUAGAAGAUGUAGAGAAGUAUUUAGCAGAAGCUAAACAAAUACUUUUUGAAGCACGUUCACAGAGACCUCGGCCAAACUUGGAUGACAAGAUAAUAACAACUUGGAAUGGCCUUAUGAUAAGUGGUUUAGCGUACGUUGGUGUUGCAAUUAAAAAUAAACAGUACAUACAAUACGCUGAAGAUAAUGCUAAUUUUAUAGAGCGUUAUUUGUAUGAUAAAAUGAAUAUUUUAUUACAAAGUUGUUAUCGCGCUGAUGGAGACAUAAUAAUGCAACCGCUAACUCCAAUACAUGGUUUUCAUGCAGAUUACGCGUUUGUUGUUCAAGAACUACUUGAUUUAUACGGAGCGAAUUUAAAUACCCACUGACUCGAGCUAGCUAAAGAGUUGCAGGAUAUUCAGAAUAAAUUAUUUUGGGAUGAUAAAGACGGUGGUUAUUUCAAUAAAAUUAACGAGGAUAAAAAUAAAAUCCUGACACUAAAAGACGGUAAAAUGAAUUACUGAUGAAAAAGAUCUACUGAUGUUACCCGUGGGAAAGAAGAAGUGUGCAAGAUUAACUGCUGAGGCUGCUAAUUACAUAAUUUAAUCAACAUACGUAUUAUUUAAUAACAGAUUGAAUAUUGUUGCGAUUGUUUUUACGUUAGUUAUUUCAUUAUUUCUAUUAUUAAACACUUAUCAGUCAAUUGGUUUUAUAAUCCCGAUCAUUCGACAUUCUGGGGACUCAAGUUUAUUCAAUAUGAAAAAUUAUGUCGAUUGGCUGAUAUAUAAUUGUAAUAAUUUGCAUUUUAUUAUUAAACUUUGUAUUUAUU
Cotesia glomerata is the source of this 872-nucleotide messenger RNA. RefSeq names its product spermatogenesis-associated protein 20-like. The record is from RefSeq and is a predicted model, not a curated record. Lineage: Eukaryota; Metazoa; Arthropoda; Insecta; Hymenoptera; Braconidae. Gene Ontology annotation, biological process: carbohydrate metabolic process.